Molecule: messenger RNA, 1014 nt
Organism: Ochlerotatus camptorhynchus
Lineage: Eukaryota; Metazoa; Arthropoda; Insecta; Diptera; Culicidae
Product: salivary glue protein Sgs-3-like
Exons: 1
Coding region: 1-990 (329 amino acids)
Source: RefSeq, a predicted model, not a curated record
AUGGCAUUGGAUAGAAUAGUUACGGUUGUUGGUUUGCUGCUGCCGCUGAUUCAGUCGGCAACCAUUCCAGUGGAUCAGACGUUGAUGUUCAAAGAGAUUGAUUCGCUACUGCGGCGAUGUCCUUGCGUCCCUAUCAACACCUGCUACAGCCAAGGAGUUAACCUGAACGAGCAAACGUUCCUCAACUUGCACUUUCAUUGCCCGGAUCAUACGUUCAAUCACUGCUGUGGACCGUACUUUCCGACGCUUGGCAGUGAAGACUUCUAUUUUGAUGAAGGAUCAAAGCAUAAAAAUGAAUCGCGAAGAUCAGCGGUAAACACGGAGGAUUCAAUGAUGAUUGUAAUGGCUCAGAAUUCCACGACCGAAAGACCGGAAAUACUUACUAAGGUGGUCCUAGUCUAUCCCGAAUCAACGACGACGAAAACGACAACUAUGGAAGUUCCUGAGGAGACGACCACUGAGUUCACUACUCUGGAUUCAACAAGCAGUAACACUGAGACUACGAUGAUGGACGAGGAAACCACUACGGAGCCAGUCACAACUACGACGGUACCUUCUACUACAGAGUCAACGACAACAACGACGACCACUGCCAAGAGUGCGCUAUCGACGCAAUCCCAACGGAAGGCAAGGCUACAGAAUCGUCCACCCUUGCUGAAGAAAGAUCUGCAAAAAAUCAGAUCUACAAAAGCUCCAAGAACAAGCACCUCAACUACUACUAGUACUACGACGACUACGACUACAAGCACAACUUUGUCACCAGUAGCACGGAGAUUUCCCACGCGGAAAGCCCUCAACGACUCGGAGUUCCAUCGACAAUUCGUGAUGUCCCGAUUGAGGAUGCUUGCCAAAUCAUCGACCACAACGACUACGGAGCAGCCCAUGCCCAUGCCGAUGUAUAUGCCAAUGCCCAUGCCCAUGCCUAUGCCUGUUAUGUACUACGACGAUGACUAUGACGACGAAGAAGAUGACUCUUACGAAGACCGAUAAACAAGAAUUUCUCAACUGAUCAAU